AGGAAGCACUAGAAGAAAUAGCAAAACAAGUGGGGAAAUCGGACUGGAACUUCAACAUAAACCCAUGCAACAAUUACACAAACUGGGAUACCCCAAAAUCUCCUGCCAACCCUCUCUACAACAACACCCUCGAAUGCAACUGCUCCUAUCCCGACGGCGACGGGUUUUGCCACGUUGUCAGCAUUUUUCUUAAAGGGCAAGAUCUUGCUGGUGUACUUCCACCAUCUGUUGCAAAGUUGCCCUACAUAACACAAGUUGAUUUCACCAGGAACUACCUCAGUGGUACUAUACCGCCUGAAUGGGCUUCUACAAAGUUGGAACUUCUGUCCGUGAAUGUGAACAACUUAUCAGGACAAAUCCCUCGCUACUUGGGGAACAUUACCACUCUAAUCAAUCUGAACUUGGAGACUAAUCUGUUUUCUGGAACUGUUCCUCCUGAGCUUGGGAAUUUGGUUAACUUGGAGAUUUUCACUCUCAGUGCAAACAAUCUCACAGGAGAAUUGCCAGUGGCUUUCACUAAUUUGAUUAAAUUAAGAGAAUUUAGUAUUAACAGUAACAACUUCACGGGAAGAAUACCUGAUUUUUUGGAAAGUUUUAAACAAAUUGAGAAAUUAGAGAUCCAAGCUAGUGGUCUCUAUGGGCCCAUUCCGUCUAGCAUUUCUGUCUUGAGUAAUUUAAAAGAACUAAGGAUCAGUGACUUAAAUGGAGGGGGUUCAAAAUUUCCACCCUUGAGUAAUAUAACAGGCUUUAAAGACUUAACGCUGAGGAGCUGCAAUUUAUAUGGAUCUAUCCCUGCUUAUAUAUCAGCAAUGGAAAAUUUGAAUAAAUUAGAUCUCAGCUUCAACAAAUUGGAAGGAAAUAUUAAUACUCCUGACUAUGAACAUCUGCAACGCGUGCAGUACUUGUAUCUAACAAGCAACUGGCUCACCGGGUCUGUGCCAGACUGGAUGAAGAGCAGAGAUUAUCUCCACCCGACAGAUAUUUCUUACAAUAAUUUUUCUGAGAGCUCUGAGCCAACUAUUUGCCGAGAAACACUAAACCUGUUUGAAAGCUUUUCUGCACAAAGUAACUCAUCAUUUGGAGUGUGCUUGAGGAACCUUCAAUGUCCAGAAGAUCAGUACUCGUUGCAUAUAAAUUGUGGUGGAAAACGAACCAUCAUUGAAGGAGUCACCUUUGAAGAUGAUCAAGACCCAGGAGGUGCAGCAAAAUUCGUUCCUCAGAGGCCUAUCUGGGGAACCAGUAGCACUGGAAAUAUCAGGGGUUCUAACUCCUCUGGUACAGACUACAUUGCAAAUAAUGUAUCUAUACUAAGAAUGAAAAACUCUGAGUUGUACACAAGUGCACGCCUCUCUUUUCUUUCUCUCACGUAUUAUGCACGCUGCUUUCGAAACGGCAAUUACACCGUGAAACUUCACUUUUCCGAGAUAACAAUCAGAGGCAAUAGAUCUUUUCGUAGUGUUGGAAGACGGAUAUUUGAUAUUUAUAUUCAGGAGAAACUGGUGUGGAAGGAUUUUGAAAUUAAAAAGGAAGCACACGGCGUUGAUAAAGAACUCAUUAAGGAAAGUAAAGCAGUGGAGGUUAAGAAUAAAACUUUAGAGAUCCGAUUUCAUUGGUCUGGGAAAGGGACAACAGCUUCUCCAAAGAAAGGAACAUGGGGUCCUCUUAUAUCUGCUAUCUCUAUAGAGCCUGAGUUCAAGCCUCCUCAUGGUAGCAAAAGCAAGGUACCUAUUGUAGUGGGAGCUUCAGUUGGAGCUUCGGUCUUGUUCCUCAUUUUCUUGAUUUUCAGCGUUCUUUGGUGGAAAGGCUGUCUGGAUAGCAAGAUAUCUAGGGAAAAAGCUCUGAGAGGACUGGAUCUGCAAACUGGUUUUUUCACCUACAAGCAAAUUAAAGCCGCCACUAAUAACUUUGAUCCUCUAAACAAAAUCGGGGAAGGCGGUUUUGGAUCUGUUUACAAGGGUAUAUUAUUGGAUGGUACUAUAAUUGCAGUUAAGCAACUAUCAUCCAAAUCAAAGCAAGGAAAUCGAGAAUUUGUGAAUGAAAUAGGCAUGAUUUCUGGUUUACAACAUCCAAAUCUUGUUAGAUUGUAUGGAUGCUGUAUUGAAUCAAACCAGUUACUGUUGGUAUAUGAAUACAUGGAAAACAACAGCCUUGCACGUGCUUUGUUCGUUCCGGGGGAAAGUCCUUUAAAAUUGGACUGGCCUACAAGGCAGAAUAUAUGCAUAGGCAUAGCAAGAGACCGAGACCUUAACUCCAAGAUCUCGGACUUCGGGUUGGCCAAGCUUGACGAAGAGGAGAACACCCACAUUAGCACUAGAGUUGCUGGAACUAUAGGAUAUAUGGCGCCAGAAUAUGCACUAUGGGGUUAUUUGACCUACAAAGCAGAUGUCUACAGCUUUGGUGUUGUUACAUUGGAAAUUGUUGCUGGAAAGAGCAACAUGAAAUAUCGACCAAAUGAGAACUUUGUAUGCCUUGUGGAUUGGGCUCUUGUUUUACAACAAAAAGGGGAAUUAUUGGAGCUGGUGGAUCCAAGGUUGGGGUCCGAUGUGAGUGAGGAAGAGGUCAUUAGGAUGAUUAAAGUUGCUCUCUUAUGCAUCAAUGCAGCACCAGCGCUUAGGCCUACCAUGUCUGCAGUAGUGAGUAUGCUUUGA
Prunus armeniaca (apricot) is the source of this 2648-nucleotide messenger RNA. The record is from the annotation of a GenBank genome assembly. NCBI's taxonomy places the organism in Eukaryota, Viridiplantae, Streptophyta, Magnoliopsida, Rosales, Rosaceae.